GGAGGUCAUAUGUGAGGGUGAUGGGUGUUCCUCCUAAAACUACUAUAGAGAAAGAGCGACUGUGUCUGCAUCAGUCACUCAGAUACAGAGACCAGCAGCCAGAGGACAUGGAGCCAAAACAGAUCAAAGAAGGAUACCUGGUCAAAAAGGGCACAGUGCUGAACUCAUGGAAGGUGGUGUGGGUGAUGUUGUCUGAAGAUGGGAUGGAGUUCUUCAAGAGAAAGACAGACAAUGCUCCCAAAGGAAUGAUCCCACUGAAGGGAGCUGUUCUGACCAGCCCCUGUCAGGACUUCAGCAAGAGGACGUUUGUUUUUAAGCUGAGAACGGCCAAAAACCAGGACCAUUACUUCCAGGCAUCCCACCUGGAGGAGAGAGAGUCCUGGGUGAAGGACAUCAAGAGAGUCAUCACCUGUCUGCAGGGGGACAGAAAGUUCACCAGGAAGUCCACAAGGAGGUCCAUUCGCCUCCCUGAUACCAUCAACCUCAGUGAGCUGUACAUUCUAAUGAGAGACCAGGAGGAUGGUGUCAAAGAGCUGAAGCUGGAGAAGGAGAAGAGAGUCUACAAUCACUGCUUCACAGGUGGUACGGUGGUGGACUGGCUGAUCUCUAAGGACAAGGCCAGGAACAGGCCUGAGGCUCUGAUGUUGGCUACAGGACUCCUGAAUGAAGGUUUCCUGCAGCCCGCAGGGGACCUGUCCAAAGAAGCGUCUGAGGGAGGGGCAGAGUCUGCCGUCCUCGAUGAUCCAGAUGCACUCUAUUACUUUGCAGACAGUGGGUUCUUCUGUGAAGGCUACUCCAGUGAUGAAGACGUGAUUUUGAAGGAGGAGUUUAGGGGUAACAUAAUAAAACAGGGCUGCUUACUCAAACAGGGUCAUCGGAGGAAAAACUGGAACGUGCGGAAGUUCAUCCUCCGGGAUGAUCCUGCUUAUAUUCACUAUUACGACCCCACCAAGGGUGAUGAGAAUCCUUUGGGCUCUAUCCACCUGCGAGGGUCUGUGAUCACAGCGGUAGAGUUUGUUCCUGAGGCCAAGAGGUAUGAUGUUGAUGGGAAUCUCUUUGAGAUCAUAACUUCAGAUGACACACACUAUUUCUUACAAGCGACUACACCCGAGGAGAGGAAGGAGUGGAUCAAAGCCAUCCACACUGUGUCAAAAACCGGAAAAUAAUCACAACAGGCCAGAUAGCUAAUUUGAACAACUUACAUUAAGGGAUAUGGAUUAAGGUCGGUAUGUACAAAUACUUGUUGCAGAGCCAGAAGGAAUCUGAAUUUAAAUAAUUUAGCCUUAGAAUUUGGAUGAAUGACUGAUCCAAAAUUCAGCUUUUACGAGUUGUAUGUUUCUUAUUGUAUUUAUGUUGAAUGAUUACACAUUUACGCUUUUCCAUCCAGCUGCCUGAAAGAAAUAGGACAGUUACAAGAAUCUCACCAUUGCAGACAGUUCCUAUGACUGAACAAACACUUAUCAUAUCCUGCCUUUGAGGACCCUUGUCACUCUGUGGUUUUCAUGAUGUUCUUAUCCCAUAUCACUAGAUAUGCACAUUGUCUAUGUACUGACUGUAUAUCGCUGUGUUCUAAAUCGAGUGUCUGUCAAAAAGUAUCAAUUAAAUAUCUGCUCUUUGUCUCC
Messenger RNA from Salmo salar (Atlantic salmon), 1622 nucleotides. Its product is annotated as pleckstrin. Gene Ontology annotation, cellular component: plasma membrane. NCBI's taxonomy places the organism in Eukaryota, Metazoa, Chordata, Actinopteri, Salmoniformes, Salmonidae. The record is from RefSeq and is marked provisional. Gene Ontology annotation, biological process: intracellular signal transduction; actin cytoskeleton organization.